GUACCGGGUAUCUCGUCUAGUCGUGUGAUAUGACAGAAGACGGGAAGUUCCGAAUUGAGAAGUUCGAUGGUACAGAUUUCAGUUGGUGGAAGAUGCAAAUUGAAGAUUUGCUGGUUCAGAAAGAUUUGGACGUGGUUUUGGGUGACAAGCCAGAAAAGUUGUCAGAUGCAGAUUGGGCAGGUUUGGAUCGGAAAGCUAUGUCCGUGAUCCGUCUCUCGUUGACCAAGAAUGUUGCGUUCAACAUUCUGAAGGAGAAGACAGCGAAAGGAAUUAUGGAAGCGUUGUCUAACAUGUACGAGAAGCCAUCUGCAGCGAACAAAGUUUUUCUGAUUAGAGAGCUGGUGAACACAAGAAUGAAAGAAGGCACUUCAGUUACCGAGCAUAUCAACAAGUUGAAUUCGAUCUUGGCCAGACUUUUGUCAGUGGGCAUUAAGUUCGAUGAUGAAGUUCAAGCUUUGCUACUGCUAUCGUCUUUACCUGAUAGUUGGUCUGGAACGGUUACAGCGGUUACCGGUUCAGUGGGACCCGAUGGAUUCACCUUUGAUCAGAUUCGAGAUCUCGUUCUUGGCGAGGAUGUCAGAAGAAAGAGUUCAGGGGAGUCAUCUGGUGAAUUGCUUCAUGUUGGUAGAGGCAGAAGAAAUAGCAAAGGUAGUGGGAGCAGGAACAGACAAAGGAGUCAGUCGAAGACUCGUGACAGCUCAGGUCUAACGUGCUGGAAGUGCAAGGAGGUGGGGCAUUUUAGGAAUCAAUGCCCGAAUGACAAGAAAGUGAACAUUGCUGAAGGCUGCACGAGUGAUGAAGAGAAUCUAGUUGUUGGGGACUUUGGAAAGGUACGACUAGCAGACGACAGUGCUCUUGAGGUGACGGGCAUGGGUGACAUGGUGUUGAAGACCUCAGUCGGUUUCUGGACUUUGAAGGAUGUCAGAGUGGUUCCAGCCAUGAAGAAAAGUUUGAUUUCUGUCAGGCAGUUGGACGAACAGGGACACGAGGUGAAGUUCAGAGAUGGGCAGUGGAAGGUCGUGAAGGGAAAUCUUGUCAUGGCCCGUGGAAAGAAGAAAGGUUCGUUGUAUAUGGUCGAGUUACCAUCUGAGGGAGUGACCGUCCCAGUUCAGCAGAGAAACAAAGUCCGGUUCACAGAGUCUCGUGAGCAGAAUAAGGUUGUCUUUGCAAGAGAGAAACCUAGAGCCAUUGGUCAGACUCAGGAUGAACGAGCAUGGAAAGGUUCAACGGGGCCAGUCAGAGGUAUUUGUGGCAGUGGGAGCUCAAGAGGCGCUUCAGCCAAGUUGCCUAGAAGACAGUGGGUCAGAAGAACCAUUAUUCCAGCUGUUGAAACAUCUCCAGAAAAUUUCUUGCUAAGUAUGGAGAGUGUUUGUUCUCAGGAUGUUCCAGGAUUCGGUAGUGUGCAUCUGCAGUGGGAGCCGGUAGGGACCGAGGAUGAGUCAGGGGCAGAUUUAGCCGUGACUGAUGUGUUGGAGCUUGGGAGAGCUUCAACGGGCCUUUGAGUUGUCUGAGGAGAGGGCCGCUGCAACAGGAGAGCUGAGGAAGAUUACUCGAUGUACAAGCGAUCGUGGCGGAUGGCAAUUGAUGGUUAUCAACCCUCCAAGUGGGAGAAUGUUGGGUUUGUGGAGGCUUGGGCUUGUCUUGUUGGCCCGACCCAUGUGAUGUAACCCUAGGUUGUUUUUCCCCUAUAUAUAGAGGGCUUGUAUUUCUAAUCGAGUGACCACAAGUGAAAUAAGAAAUUCCUCCUGUUGCAGCCAUGGAUUAGGGAAACCGAACCACGUUAAAUUCUUGUGUGUCUUUUGUGUUCCGUUUCUCUCUUGAUUCUCGCAGAUAUUUGUGUGUGUUUUGUGUUAAUUCCCAACAACAUUCACUUAAUCAAUUAAACCAUAAGUG
This is a messenger RNA of Cuscuta campestris, 1893 nucleotides long. Lineage: Eukaryota; Viridiplantae; Streptophyta; Magnoliopsida; Solanales; Convolvulaceae. The record is from the annotation of a GenBank genome assembly.